Messenger RNA from Penicillium cinerascens, 1626 nucleotides. Its product is annotated as putative acyl-CoA dehydrogenase. The transcript has 4 exons. NCBI's taxonomy places the organism in Eukaryota, Fungi, Ascomycota, Eurotiomycetes, Eurotiales, Aspergillaceae. Gene Ontology annotation, molecular function: flavin adenine dinucleotide binding; oxidoreductase activity, acting on the CH-CH group of donors. The coding region runs from base 1 to 1626 and encodes 541 amino acids. The record is from RefSeq and is a predicted model, not a curated record.
AUGGCGAAAACCUUCACCAAGGACGAUGUCGCGUCGCACGGCAAGGGCGAUAGCAUGUGGAUCGUGAUUGACGAGGACGUCUAUGAUGUCUCCAAAUUCCAAGAUGAGCACCCUGGUGGAAAGAAAAUUCUCCAGCGCGUCGCCGGAAAGGACGCUUCUAAGCAGUUCUGGAAGUACCACAACGAGGGUAUCCUGAAGAAGUACAAGGGCCAGCUGCAGAUCGGCUCGUUGGACACCAAGAAGCAGGCCGAGCCCGCUCCGGCCCCCGCGCCCAAGAAGGCUGAGCCCAAGCCGCAGCCCGCCUCGGGUGAUGUCAAGGCCUCUGCGACUGCCGAGCCGCAGGAGCCGUAUGGCGACCUGAUUCCGUUCGCCGAUCCCUCGUGGUACCAGGGUUACUCUUCCCCGUACUUCAACGAAACGCACGCCGCUCUCCGUGACGAGGUUCGCCAAUGGGUCGAGACAGAGAUCGAACCCUACGUUACCGAGUGGGAUGAGGGCAAGGAGGUGCCCCCUCAUAUCUACAAGCAGAUGGGUGAGCGUGGCUACUUGGCCGGCCUGUUGGGCGUCAAGUACCCCGAGCAGCACACUCCGUACCGGGUGCAGUCUGUGUCGCCGGACCGCUGGGAUUUGUUCCAUGAGAUGCUUCUCACCGACGAGCUGUCCCGCGCUGGAAGCGGUGGCUUGGUUUGGAACCUGGUCGGUGGUUAUGGUAUUGGUUGCCCACCUCUGGUCAAAUUCGGCAAGAAGGAGCUGGUUGACCGUAUCUUGCCCGGCAUCCUGGCUGGUGACAAGCGCAUUUGUCUGGCUAUCACGGAGCCCGAUGCGGGCAGUGAUGUGGCUAACCUCGGCUGUGAGGCUAAGCUCAGCGAGGAUGGCAAGCACUACAUUGUCAACGGUGAGAAGAAGUGGAUCACAAACGGUGUCUGGGCCGAUUACUUUACCACUGCUGUUCGCACCGGCAAGGACGGCAUGAACGGUCUCAGUGUCCUUCUGAUCGAGCGCUCGGCUGGCGUUAGCACCCGCCGCAUGGACUGCCAGGGUGUUCUCAGCAGUGGAACCACCUAUGUGACCUUUGAGGAUGUUAAGGUUCCCGUCGAGAACCUGAUCGGCAAGGAGAACGGUGGCUUCAAGGUCAUCAUGACCAACUUCAACCACGAGCGUAUCGGAAUCGUCAUCCAGUGUUGCCGCUUCGCCCGUGUCUGCUAUGAGGAAGCCAUGAAGUACGCCCACAAGCGCAAGACCUUCGGAAAGCGCCUGAUCGACCACCCCGUCAUCCGCAUGAAGCUCGCCCACAUGGCCCGCCAGAUCGAAGCCACUUACAACUGGCUCGAGAACAUCAUCUUCCAGUGCCAGUGCAUGGAGGAGACCGAGGCUAUGCUCAAGCUGGGUGGUGCCAUCGCUGGCCUCAAGGCCCAGUCCACCCAGACCUUCGAGUUCUGUGCCCGUGAGGCCAGUCAGAUCUUCGGUGGUCUGAGUUACAGCCGCGGUGGUCAGGGUGGAAAGGUCGAGAGACUGUACCGUGAUGUCCGUGCCUAUGCUAUCCCCGGUGGAAGUGAGGAGAUCAUGUUGGAUCUCAGCGUGCGCCAGAGUCUGCGCGUGCACGGGAUGUUUGGCAUGAAGCUCUAA